AUGUGCUCUGGAUAUGAUAAUUAUUUUGCACAUUUGUCUGGAAAAAUUCACAAACGUAAACAAGCUGUUUUAAUCGAAGCUGCUCAAAACAAGUUUACUACUAACAAUAGAAAUGCUUUUCGUUGUGUCAUUUGCAAUGUCGAUUGUUCUAGUGAAGAAAUUUAUCAAACCCACGUUAAUGGGCAAAAACACCAAAAGGUCUUUAAAAUAUUAAAUUAA
This is a messenger RNA of Meloidogyne enterolobii, 219 nucleotides long. The record is from the annotation of a GenBank genome assembly. NCBI's taxonomy places the organism in Eukaryota, Metazoa, Nematoda, Chromadorea, Rhabditida, Meloidogynidae.